Molecule: messenger RNA, 12821 nt
Organism: Mirounga angustirostris (Northern elephant seal)
Lineage: Eukaryota; Metazoa; Chordata; Mammalia; Carnivora; Phocidae
Gene: CEP250
Product: centrosomal protein 250
Exons: 33
Coding region: 223-7584 (2453 amino acids)
Biological process (GO): cilium assembly
Cellular component (GO): centrosome; centriole
Source: RefSeq, a predicted model, not a curated record
CGGGUUCUGGGCCGCGGCCGGGUGCUGGGCUCCCGCCCCCGGCCGGACCUUAGUGGCUGCAUCUCCCGCUCGGGCGGUGAGGAUCACGCUGGAAAUCGCGGGAGCCGAGCGUGGUGAGCUCAAGAGGAGGUCCAAGUGGCACAGCAAUGAUCAGAGACCUUACUGGGAGUGAGCAGCCUCUGGCUGCAUAGGGGCCCGUGGGCUUAGCUGUCUGGUGCUCCCAUGGAGACGGGAGGCCCUGGGGUGAACAGUAUGAAGCCCCACGCGCUGCAGCUGGUGCUGGAGGAGCAGGUACUAGCGCUGCAGCAACAGAUGGCGGAGAACCAAGCAGCCUCCUGGCGGAAGCUGAAGAGCUCCCAGGAGGCCCAGCAGAGGCAAGCAAGCCUCGUGAGGAAGCUGCAGGCCAAGGUGUUGCAGUACCGGACCUGGUGCCAAGAGCUGGAGAAGCAGCUGGAAGCCACCGGGGUGAGGGAGGCUGUUUUGUGUUCCCCGGAGUCCUCAGGGACUAUACCUGGACCAACCCCUCAGAGGUGGGAAAGCGUGGAGGAGCCGAACCUGGAGCAGCUGCUGGUCCGAUUAGAGGAGGAGCAACAGAGGUGUGAGAGUCUAGCAGAGGUGAACACCCAGCUUCGACUGCACAUGCAAAAAGCUGACGUGGUGAAUAAAGCACUUCGGGAAGAUGUGGAAAAACUGACAGUGGACUGGAGCCGAGCCCGGGACGAGCUAAUGAGGAAGGAGAGCCAGUGGCAGAUGGAGCAGGAGUUCUUCAAGGGCUACCUGAAAGGGGAGCACGGUCGCCUUCUUGGUCUGUGGCGGGAGGUGGUGACCUUCCGACGUCACUUCCUGGAAAUGAAGUCAGCUACUGACAGAGACCUGACGGAGCUCAAGGCUGAGCAUGUGAGGCUUUCAGGGUCCCUGUUGACCUGUUGUCUGCGCUUGACUGUGGGCGCCCAGUCUCGCGAAUCUGAUGGAUCUGGGAGACUGGAUGGGAGUGAGCCAACCCAGCUGCUGCUUCUACUAACCAAGACCCAGGAACUGGAGAAGGAAGCCCAUGAAAGGAGCCAGGAGUUAAUACAGCUGAAGAGUCAGGGCGAUCUGGAGAAGGCUGAGCUGCAGGAUCGGGUGACCGAGCUCUCUGCCCUGCUGACCCAGGCUCAGAAGCAAAAUAAAGAUUAUGAGAAGAUGUUAGAGGCUCUGAGAGAGACUGUGGAGAUCCUGGAGGCAAAUCAUGCAGAAUUAAUGGAACGCGAGUCAUCUCUCAGCAGGAAUGCCCAAGAGGAGAAGCUGUCUUUACAGCAGGUGAUCAUGGAUAUAACCCAGGUACUGGUCAUGGUGGAAGAACGGGACAAUAUGGCCCAAGGCUGUGGUCAAGAUUGCUCCUUGGAGUUGGACGCUCGUGGCUUCUCCUCGCAGUUUGAUUCCCAGGACCCAGACAAGGCCCUUACUCUGGUGCGUUCAGUGGUGACUCGAAGACGCCAGGCUGUGCAGGACCUGAGGCAGCAGCUUUUGGGCUGUCAGGAAGCUGUGAGCUCCUUGCGGCAGCAGCAUAAUCAGUGGGAGGAGGAGGGCGAGGCCUUGAGACAGCGGCUGCAGAAGCUCACCGGGGAGCGUGACACUCUGGCAGGGCAGACCGUGGACCUCCAGGGAGAGGUGGAGUCUCUCAGCAAGGAGCGAGAGCUCCUGCAGAAGGCCAGGGAGGAGCUGCGGCAGCAGCUGGAGGUGCUGGAGCAGGAGGCGUGGCGGCUGCGGAGGACAAACGUGGAGCUUCAGCUGCAGGGGGACUCUGCUCAGGGUGAGAAGGAGGAGCGGCAGGAAGAGCUACACCUGGCCAUCCGUGAAAGGGAGCGCCUUCAGGAGUCACUGGCGGGCCUGGAAGCCAAACAGUCAGAAUCGCUCAGUGAGCUGAUCACUCUUCGGGAGGCCCUGGAGGCAAGUCGCCUGGAAGGAGAGCUGCUGAGGCAGGAGCAAACAGAAGUGACUGCGGCGCUGGCCAGGGCAGAACAGUCCGUUGCAGAGCUGUCGAGUUCUGAGAACAGCCUGAAGGCCGAGGUCGCCGAUCUUCGGGCUGCCGCUGUCAAGCUCAGUGCCUUAAAUGAGGCUUUGGCCUUAGAUAAAGUUGGAUUGAACGAGCAGCUUCUCCAGUUAGAACAGGAGAACCAGUGUGUGUGCAGCAGAAUGGAAGCAGCAGAGCAAGCGGGAAACGCUUUGCAGCUGGGCCUGGCAGAGGCCGAGAGGAGCAGGGAAGCCCUUCAGGAACGGAACAUUCACCUGGAGGCUCAGCUGCAGAAGGCGGAGGAGAGCGGGGCUGAGCUGCAGGCCGAUCUCAGGGGCAUCCAAGAAGAGAAGGAAGAAAUUCAAGAGAAACUAAGUGAGGCACGUCAUCAGCAGGAGGCAGCCUUAGCUCAGCUGGAGCAGCUGCAUCAGGAGACAAAGCGACAGGAAGAAGUGCUUGCCCGGGAAGUCCAGGAGAAGGAGGCCCUAGUACGGGAGAGAGCAGCCCUUGAGGUGCGGCUGCAGGCUGUGGAGCGAGACCGGCAGGACCUCUCUGAACAACUACUGGGGCUCAGUUCAGCCAAGGAGCAACUGGAGAGCAGUCUGUUUGAGGCCCAACAACAAAAUUCUCUGAUAGAGGUCACCAAGGGGCAGCUGGAGGUCCAGAUUCAAACGGUCACUCGCGCCAAGGAAGUCAUUCAAGGGGAAGUGAGGUGCCUGAAGCUGGAACUGGACACCGAGCGGAGCCGGGCAGAGCAGGAGCGGGAGACAGCAUCCAGUCGGCUGGCCCAGGCUGAGCAAGAGGGGCAGACUGCCCUGCAGCAGCAGAAGUCCGCCCAUGAGGAGGAGGUGAACCGGCUCCAGGAGAAAUGGGAGAAGGAGCGCUCCUGGCACCAGCAGGAACUGGACAAGGCCCUGGAGAGCCUAAAGAGGGAGAAAACAGAGCUGGAAAUGAGGCUGCGGGAACAGCGGGCAGAAGCCGAGGCCAUCCGGACGCAGAGGGAGGAAGAACGGGCGGAGGCGGAGAGCGCCCUCUGCCAGAUGCAGCUCGAAACAGAGAAGGAGAGGGUGUCCCUCCUGGAGACGCUGCUGCAGACCCAGAAGGAGCUGGCAGAUGCCAGCCAACAGCUGGAGCGGCUGAGGCAGGACAUGAAGGUUCAGAAGUUAAAGGAGCAGGAGACCACUGAGAUGCUGCAGACCCGGCUCCGGGAAGCUCGGCGGGAGCUGGAGCAGGCAGGCCAGCGGAACAGAGACGCCCUUGCUGCCCUCCAAGAAGAGUGCAGGGCCCUGCAGCAGGCUAAGAUGGACCUGCAGGAGCAGGUGGAGGACUUGAAGUCUCAGCUGGUUUCCAGGGAUGAAUCCAGGAGGCUGGUGGAGCAGGAGGUUCAGGAGAAGCUGAGGGAGGCCCAGGAGUAUAGCCGAAUGCAGAAGGAGCUGGAGAGAGAGAAAGCCAGCCUGACUCAGUCGCUGAUGGAAAAGGAAGAGAGGCUCCUUGUUUUACAAGAAGCUGACUCUGUUCGACAACAAGAGCUGAGCUCCCUGCGCCGGGACAUGCAGGAGGCCCAGGGAGGGCAGAAGGAGCUCAGUGCCCAGGUGGAGGUCCUGAAGCAGGAGGUGAAGGAGAAGGAGACUGACUUUCUGGCUCAGGAAGCACAGCUGCUGGAGGAGCUGGAGGCGUCUCGAGUAACAGAGCAGGAGCUGCAAGCUUCCCUGCGGGCCCUGGAAGCCAGGGCAGCCCAAGUCCAGCUCCGACUGCACAGCACAGAGAAGCAGCUAGAGGCGCUGGUGGCAGAGCGGCGGUCUGGGCACCAGGCCCAGGCCCAGCUGGCCAGCCUCUGUUCUGUCCUGCAGCAGGCCUUGGGGUUCGCUUGGGACAGCCAGCCUGAGCUGCGCGGCGGGGGAGACUCUGCUUCCCUCUGGGGCCCUGAGCCAGACCAGAAUGGAGCUAGGCUCCUCCUUAAGAAAGGGCCCCUCCUGACAGCCCUGUCAGCUGAGGCGGUGGCAUCUGCCCUCCAGAAGCUUCACCAAGACCUGUGGAAGACUCAGCAGGCCCGGGACGACCUGAGUGAGCAGGCUCUGAAGCUGGAACAGCGUCUCGCUGAUGCAGAGGCCGAAAAAAGUCAGGUCUGCACAGAAUUGCAGGAUUUGCAGAGACAGCUCUCCCAGAACCAGGAAGAGAAAUGCAAGUGGGAAGGAAAGCAGAACUCGCUGGAAUCCGAGCUGACGGAGCUGCACGAAGCUGUGGCAUCAUUGCAGGGUCGUCUGCGGCAAGCAGAGCUGCAGGGACUGGAGACCCAGAAGGAGCGAGGGCUCCUGCAGGCAGCCAAGGAGAACCUGACAGCACAGGUGGAACGUCUGCAGGCAUCUGUGGUGGAAGCCAGGGCUCAGGCCAAUGCUGCCGGGGCUCUGGAGGAGGACCUGAGAACUGCUCGCUCAGCCCUGAAACUCAAGAGCGAGGAAGUGGAAACUGAGCGUGAGCGAGCCCAGGCUCUGCAGGAACAGGGCGAGCUGAAGGUGGCCCAUGGGAAGGCUCUGCAGGAGAAUUUAGCUAUCCUGGCCCAGACCCUAUCCGAAAGGGAAGGGGAGAUGGAGGCUCUGCGGGGAAAUAUCCAGGAACUGGAGAAGCAACGGGAGAUGCAGAAGGCUGCUUUGGAAGUGCUAUCUCUGGACCUGAAGAAGAGGAACCAGGAGGUAGGCGUGCAACAAGAACAGAUCCAGGAGCUGGAGAAGUGCAGGUCCGUCUUAGAGCACCUGCCCCUGGCCGUCCAAGAGCGGGAACAGAAGCUGGUCGUGCAGAGGGAGCAAAUCAAAGAGCUCGAGAAGGAUCGAGAGACCCAGAGGAGCAUCUUGGAGCAUCAGCUUCUCGAACUUGAGAAGAAGGCCCAAGUGAUAGAGUCCCAGAAAGGACAGAUUCAGGAUCUGAAGAAGCAGCUGGUUACUCUGGAAUGCCUGGCCCUGGAACUGGAGGAAAACCAUCACCAAAUGGAGUGCCAACAAAAGGCCAUCGAGGAGCUGGAGGGCCAGAGGGAAAUGCAGAGGGUGGCUCUGACCCACCUGACACUGGACUUGGAGGAGAGGAGCCAGGAGCUGCAGGCCCAGAGCAGUCAGAUCGACGAGCUGGAGAGCCACGGCACCCUGCUGGCACAAGAGCUGCAGGACAAGGACCAGGAGCUGAAGUGCCAGCGACAACAGAUCGAGGAGCUGCAGAGGCAGAAGGAGCGUCUGGCUCAGGACCUGGAGAGGAGGGACCAGGACAUGCUGCUCCAGACGGAGAGGAUCCGGGCCCUGGAAGACCAGAGGACGCUGCAGACCAAGAUCCUGGAGGAGGACCUGGGACAGAUCAAGCUGUCGUUGAGGGAGCGAGGCCGGGAGCUGGCCUCCCAGAGGCUGCCAACGCCAGAGCGGGCAGAGGAGGGGAAGGGCCCGGGUAAAGCACAGCGCGGAAGCCUCGAGCACAUGAAGCUGAUCCUGCGGGAUAAGGAGAAGGAAGUGGAGUGCCAGCAGGAGCGCCUCGGAGAGCUGAGGGAGCGCAAGGACCAGCUGGAGCAGGAGCUCCAGGACCUACACAGGAAGGCGGGUGAGACCAGCGUCCUCCUGAGCCAGCGAGAGCGGGAGCUGGUGGUCGUGCAGCAGCGUCUGCAGGACGCCAGGGAACGGGCGGAGCUGAAAGAGCAGUCGCUUCAGGGUCACCUGGAAGAGGCGCAGAGGGCCCUGGCUCAGAGGGACCAGGAGCUCGAGGCCCUGCGGCACCAGCAGCAGCAGGCUCGGGAGCAAGAGGAGACGACGAAGGAGAAGGCAAGCGCGCUGCGGAGCGCCCUGGAGCGGGCCCACGCCGACCUGCGGGAGCGCCAGGGAGAGCUCGAGGGCCACAGGGAGCACGUGCAAAGGCUCCAGGAUGAGCUGGCCGUGGAGGGACAGCGCGGGCAGGCCCUGGAGGAGGUGUUGGGUGCCCUCAGGGCUGAGUCUCGGGAGCAGGGGGAGGAUCUGCUGGCCCUCCAGCAACAGUGUGCCGAGCGGGCCCAGGAGCACGAGGCGGAGGUCAGGGGCCUGCGGGACCGCCUGCUGCGGGCGGAGGCCAUGCUCAAGGAACGGGACCAGGAGCUGGAGGCCCUGCAGGCAGCCGGCCGCUCCUCCCAGCGGCGGGAGGAGACUGCCCGGGACCAGGCCGAGGCUCUGCAGGAGGCCCUGACCAAGGCUCAGGCCGCCCUGCAGGAGAAGGAGCAGCGGCUGCUGGGGCAGGCGGAAUUGAGCCGCAGCCUGGAGGCCAGCACGGCCACUUUGCAGGCUGCCCUGGACUCCUGCCAGGCGCAGGCCCGGCAGCUGGAGGAGGCCCUGCGGAGACGGGAAGGCGAGAUCCAGGACCGGGAUCUCCAGCACCAGGAGGCCGUGCAGCAGCUCCAGUGGGCACUGGCCCAGAGGGACGAAGAGCUGAGCCAUCAGAAGAGGCAGGGGCAGCUGCUAGAGCAGUCUCUGGCCCAGAGGGCCCGAGAAGAUGCCAUCCAAGAGAAGCAGGCUCUGGGCCGGGAGAGAGAAGAGGAAGAGGUGCGGGGCCUUCGUGAAAGCCUGAGGGAGUUGCAGCUGACUCUAGCCCAAAAGGAAGAGGAGAUUGUGGGGCUGAGGGAGGCCCAGCAAAGGAAGAAUCUGGAGGACUCACCCCACAACCACACAGCCUCCCCAGCGGAGGAGCCCUCUACAAACUUUGACACUUUAGGACCCCGGCUGCAGCAUGAGCUGGAGCGACUGCAGGCAGCACUGAGGCAGACAGAGGCCAGUGAGAUCGAGUGGAGGGAGAAGGCCCAGGACUUGGCUCUGUCCCUGGCCCAGAGCAAGGCUAGCGUCAGCAGCCUGCAGGAGGUAGCCAUGUUCUUACAGGCCUCUGUUCUGGAGCGGGACUCAGAACAGCAGAAGCUGCAGGAUGAGUUGGAGCUCACCAAGCAGGCUCUAGAGAAGGAGCGGCUCCUCAGCCCUAGCUCAACCAGCAGAGCGGAACGGGGGCCCAGAGAAGAGGUGUCAGGAGUAGAGGCUGAGCCUGGUCUCGGCACGGAGGAGAGGCAGCUCUGGGGACAAAGGCUGGAACACCUGCAGGAAGCCGUGGCGCAGCUGGAGAUUGACCGGAGCAGGCUCCAGCGCCACAACGUCCAGCUGCGGGUCACCUUGGAGCAGGUGGAGCGCGAGCGCAGGAAGCUGAAGAGGGACUCCAUGCGCGCAUCGAGGCCCAGCGUCCCGGAGGUCAGGGAAGCCACAGCUUCACCCCCCACACAGCAGGAUGGAAGGGGAGGACAGAAGGGCUCCUCAGAUGCCAAGCACAUUGCUGAACUGCAGAAAGAGGUGGCCCUGCUGCGAGCCCAGCUGGCCUUGGAGCGGAAGCAGAGGCAGGACUACAUUGCUCGCUCGGUGCAGACCAGCCGUGAGCUAGCGGGCCUGCACCACAGCCUCUCCCACUCACUGCUGGCCGUGGCCCAGGCCCCUGAGGCCACCGUCCUGGAAGCCGAGACCCGCAAGUUGGACGAGUCCCUGACUCAAAGUCUGACAUCCCCAGGGCCGGUCCCGCUGUGCCCCAGCCCCAGCACUACCCAAGCCAUCUCCAGAUAGCGGCCACAGUCAGGGCAGGAUCCGGGCCAGCCUGGGACUACACGGACAGACAAAUGGUUGUCGUGGCCCAAGGAGGAGGGAAGGAAACCUGCAAGGCUGGGGCAAGGCCCCGGCUCACAUGGGAAUGAGGCAAGUCACAGCUGCCUGGGGCCCACAGAGUCACCUAGAGGAGUUUCGCUCUGGCCAAGGGGCGUCUGCUGCCUCUUGUCUCGAAUAUAUUAUCGCAGCACCUCACUGAAUCUUUCUCCUCCCCGCCAACAAUAAACCCCGCAUCUCUGCCUUUGCUCCCUGCUGCUGUCUCCACUUCGUCACCGGGCCACCACAGCACAGCAGGGCAUCUGCGAAGGAAGGAUUUGCUAAAGAUUCCUGUCAGGUGGCAUGAAUUUGCUGUCUGCCUGCAUCCUGACAGAAGGCAACAAGACAAAGCCCCCGUCCACAGGGAGCUUGAGGCCAGUUGGCAAGAGCACUCAUCAAUGAGUCACAGACCGUUCUCUGUGCUGACAAGAAGUGCAUAGAAAUUCCGGGGACCGAGGAAGGAAGGCACGAGCUGACCGUUGAAGGAUGGAGGAGUCUGGCGGGGUUGCUAAUCUUGUUGGUGAGAUGGGUCGGCCUGUGGCAGAGCGUGCUGGGGCUGAGGUUGGAUGGGGAGGCAGGGAGAUUAUAGAGGGCCUUGGGAUCUAGAUUUGAACUCGUGGAUAAUGAGAACCAUCAUAUGUUCUUGACUUAAAACAAGUUCUAGGGCUUCAAAAACACUGAGUUGACCUUUGGCUAGUCGGUCUCUGGAGUUCAGACACUCCAUCUGGCCUCAUCCCCCUUCUGCUCUGGGUGAAUGCCCUUGGCGUCCCUUCCUGGGCAUUCCAACGGGGACCAACUCUGGUCCCCUGUAAUCCAGCCACGUGUCGAGCCAAUAAAGAGGAUAGACAAUGGCAGAAUUCGUCACUUAUGGACUGACCCUGGUGGAGGCACCCUGGACUGAACCUCGUUCACUGGCUUAAGACAUUGUUGGCAACUUCUUCGAAGCCUAAGAGAACAGUUUUCUUUAAAGAAGCUGGGCUUGGCCUUCCUCUGGCCCUUCAACUGUAAUCUGGAAUUUCCUAAGCCUAAGGAUGGAGCUAAGGCCCAGUUAAGAAUGGGGGGGUCUGAGAGCAGCACUCCACUCCCCCAAACCUACUUACUCAGGGUUCAGGCCCCUCGUAUUCCAUCGCAUCACACAGAGCGCAUGGGGGGGCUGUUCACCACAGCCAAAGCUUUGUUUCAAAAACUCAUGGUAUGGGACUCCGCAACAGAUGCUUAGUAAAAAGUUGCAGUUUAGAACCCCCUCCCCCAGAACUAGAUCUGGGGCCCCAGAGAUGCUGGGCUCUGGGCGCCACCUCUAGUCAGUUUCUCUGUGACUGAGAAUCCUCACCUGGCCUUUUCUGUGCUCGGAGUUCUCAAGGACAAACAGGACUUCUCUUGGUUCCUUACUUUUUGGUCCUUUGCCUCCAGUUCUUUAGCUUAGAGAAGAGUGUGGACCUUCCAGACAGGACCCAACCUUGCCUAAGGGCAUCGGGCCAGAGCUUCCUCUCCUUCUCCUCAUCACAUGCCACAGCGAGUCGGUGGUUCGGAAAUGUCCCUGACCAACUAGGUCUUGUGGAUGUACUUGAGGACGGUGAAGUUGGUCACUAGAACCCUGAGGGAAAAGGUCAGAGCUGAGCGCAGAGGUCUCCUUUCACAAAAUUUUCUCCUCCCACCUCUUCCUCAUCUGUUUUGCUAGAGGCUGGUACAGGCCAGAAAGUCCUGAGAGUAGGAGGGGACAAGAGCUGAGCCAGAGUCUGGGCCACGUUCUUGUUCCUGGGGAGUGCCUGGGUCUGGUGGGAGCAGCACCCCAUUCUCUCAACAAGUCUCCGAACUUGGCGUGUUAGAACAAGGAUCACCAGAGCACAACCUAAUUACCUUGCCUCCUCUGCUUCCCUACUUGGGACUAGCAGCAGCUUAAAGGUAGAAAAGCUGCCUAGCAUGAGGUAGGGAAGGAAAAAUUGGUUGUAUGUUAGCAAGGGUGGUGGGGAGCGCACAAUCACAGGCGGUAGAGUGAUGGCAAGAUCAACAUUUACACCAAAAAGCCAAGGGCUGUCGGCUCCAGGCCUGGGGCCUCCGCCAAUCACACCACCUGAUGAAAGUUGCCCUUGUCCGCCUUGGCUCAAGACCCCUGCAGUCCACACUACAUCUGGAGGCUUCAGCAGCGCCUGGAUAUUCUUGCCAGCUCACGAGCGUUCUCGGGUCCUUUAUGUGCCCAUAGGCUCUGUUUGUUGCCCGUGUUCCCUGAACCUAAAAACGGGGCCUGGUUCAUUCUGCAGAGACAGGAAGUCAGGAGGGCACUGGGGCUCACAGGCCAGCCCUGCUCACCACCCUCACCCCCCCACCCCGGGACACAGUGUGGUGCUCAUCGGAGGAGGUCCCAUGGCUCGAAGACUGCAGACUCCCCGAGUCCCGCACUGUUCAGUGCAGGACUGGCGUGGGCAGGUCUUGGAGUUUUGCUGCGGCCUGGGGAUCAGCUGAAAUAGUUCCUCCUUGGCCUGCUGGCCUGGGUUGGGUCUCCCAGCGUUGGUGCCUGUGGAGAAGAGCACAGACCACUAGCCGCUUGACCUCCAUGUUCUCACACAGAGGAGGCUGGACUUCAUCGGAGUAGAGAAAGGAGUCAGGGAGGAGAUAGAGCCCAGGAGCUCUGGAGAUGGUGGUCUCCAGCUUCAUGAGGAGCUUUGGGGCCCAUCUGGAAGCACUGGUCAAACGAGGCACACAGCCUGCCGGUGAAAGCAGGCUAUGCAGAUGCAGCGCCGUGGUGAGCAACCUCAGAGCCUCUCCAGCUCUGGGGCCCCUGAGAAGCACCUGUGGGGGUGGGGAUACUUCACCCACAAAAGCAUCAGGGCAACUCCCAGGCUAAGACUUUGCAUGCAGGCCUCCUCUCAGCCCAUGAAUAGGUCCCUUUUCAGCCAGCUGGUUGUUGAAUUGGUCUUUGGACAGGGGACACCUUCAUGCGUUGUGUCCCCCCACCCCCAGCCCACACUACCUCACCUCCUACCCCGUGACCACUGACCACCUGUUCACUCCCCAGGCCCGGGGAAGGGAGCAGCUGAGCUCCGUGCAAACGCUAGCCCUGAAGAGCGGGGGUUUGUGGCACAAGGAGGCAGGGGCGCACGGAGGCGGGGGGCCGGAAGAGCAGGGGCAGUGGCGCGUGGAGGCGGGGGAUCGGAAGAACAGGCAGGGGUUGGGAAGAGCAGGGGCAGUGGUGCGCGGGGGCGAGGGGUUGGAAGAGCAGGGGCAGUGGCGCGCGGAGGCGGGGGGCCGGAAGAGCCGGGCUGUCUGUGCCUCAAGCAGCGACGUCCCCUGUGUGAUCCUCCAGCACAGUGGGGAAGGAGUGCAAGCUCAGCUCUGCUCACCACACUUAGAACAUGAAGAACAUAGGGUCUUAUUUGGGGCCCUGGAAUUUCCUCCCGUCUACCCUGCUGGAACCCGGGUUUGCCUAGACCCCGAUGGAGGGGAGGCUCAGGAGGGAGGCUCCUCCAGAGAAGGUAGAGCUGUGCUCCCGGGUCCCAUGGGUCUCACCCAGUUCGUUUAUAUGGGUAACCUGUCACGGUGUGGACAUGGUGAUCUUCCUUCUUAGUCCUUUGUUAACCAAUGUUAGCAGCUUCUUAUAUGCCUUCGUGAGGCCCGAAGCUUGACACAGGUGGGAAGUCUUGGCGGUAAAAAGGUGAAUGAGUCAGGGGUCCAAGGAGAGUGCGUUUCCCCGCUAGCGCGGUGCAUCGUGUCCCACUGAGAGUGGCUGCUCUCUGAUCUCAGCACAUGGCCUUGCGUGUGGAGGCGGGGAGGGAGAUGAGAACUUGUAUUCAAAUUUGGUUCUUCCUAAUUACUGCUAGUUGUUGAGGUGAGGGAAUCAGGGAAGGCUUUUAUCCGGUGCCUGAUAAUCCAUACAUCACUCUUAUACCUCCUAUCUUGGUUUCCUGUCAUAGUCUCUCCUAGAUCUGAGUAUUCCAACCCUACCCGGCACUCCAAGAGUCUAAGGCUCGUGGCAGGCCAAGACUAGCCUCACAUUCUAGCUGGCUGAUUCCCUGGCCUUCUGCUGUCGCACUGUGGCUUAACAAGUUGUACUGGAGUGGAUGUAACUCCCUUCUCUGUGUAAGGGCCCACCUCUUGUCUGCCCAACUCCAAAUAUAGAAACCUUGUGGAGAAAAUGGGCUGCUUGCUGCCCCUGCCCCUAAUCCAGCUCUUCAUUCACCUGGCAAAUACUCCUUAAACCUGCGUGUCACAAAGCUGCACAAUGAGCACUGAAAAGAGGAGCUCUUCUCCAGGGAAGGCACGCCUGGACAUAUACAAACACUCGCAGAAUGACCUGGAAGUCCAGAAGAGACUCACUGGCUGCUCGUUGAAGCCAGAGAAAGUGUCACAGAACAUCUUGGUGGACGAGAGGGCUGGAGAGCCCUUUCAAAGUGUUUCCAAGCUGAUUGGAUGGAUACCCUGGGUUUAUGGGGUCCAGGAGUGCACCUGUGGGUCCCAAGAACAAUGGCAGGCUCUUGGAGCUCUAACCAGCUAAACCGCUCAAGUCAGACCUUCCUGACCAGAGCAGAAGCAUCAGCCACAGGUGAACAUCAAGGCAGCCCAUGAGCCUAAAAUCCACCAUGAAGGCUUCAUUACUGUCCCACGCUCAAGGCCAAGUGGCCGGCUGACUCAGACACCAAACACUGGGAAAGGUAGGAAGCUGUGGUCACAGACUUCACCAGCACCCCACUGCGCUGGCCACCUCCUUCACGGUCACCUGCUAAACUCUACAGGAUUCGCCCCUGGAGGCUGAGGGGAGGGAGGGGAGAGGCAACAUUUGGUGUAUCCUGUGGCCUCCCUGGAGGAGAAGGGGCUGAUGCCCCAUGGGGUUCUUCAUGCCAGCCCGGUAUCAGGGACCGCACCACACAGGUCACAUUGUGAAUUCUUGCAUGGAGGCCUUGUGGAUAACCGCCUUCCCCUUGGCAUUCAGCCCAGGGCCCAGCAGACAAGGGAGGGCUUGGAAAUCAAGUGUAAUGGGGACGGGAAUAAAACAGGCAAGACUGUGUGCCAAGGCCGGUGUGGGGCACCUCUCUGAGAUGGGGGCCUCUCUUGCUGGUGCAGCGUUGCUGGGCAGGAGGCAGACAAGGGAAAGGAAGAGCCUCCUGGCCCCUCGUGAGAAAAGAAUCUACAGAAAAACUUCGUGAUGUGGUUAAAAGUACAUUUCUGUC